Messenger RNA from Anguilla rostrata (American eel), 2982 nucleotides. Its product is annotated as cyclin-Y-like. Gene Ontology annotation, molecular function: cyclin-dependent protein serine/threonine kinase activator activity; protein kinase binding. The record is from RefSeq and is a predicted model, not a curated record. The transcript has 11 exons. Lineage: Eukaryota; Metazoa; Chordata; Actinopteri; Anguilliformes; Anguillidae. Gene Ontology annotation, biological process: regulation of canonical Wnt signaling pathway; regulation of cyclin-dependent protein serine/threonine kinase activity. The coding region runs from base 518 to 1567 and encodes 349 amino acids. Gene Ontology annotation, cellular component: cytoplasmic cyclin-dependent protein kinase holoenzyme complex; plasma membrane.
GAACCGGAACCUUUUCUAGAAAAAAAAUCGCUUCAACUGUGUUGCUCUGUCUGCAAUAGUAACAAGAGCAGCGGCGGUUUACAGCGUUAUGACAACAUCUGGCAGGAUCGUUCCCAUGUCUGUAACGGGGUCGGAAAACGAGGAGGACACAACAGCUGACCAUGUUCUCUCUCUUCUUUUAUAAGCGGUCACAAGCAACAUGGUUAUUGCGUGGGCUGGGCAGACUCGAGGGUUUACUAAACAUUGCUAGAGUCGUGAUAUAAGCAGGAAAGGAGGGGAGUCUUAAAACAAGAAAGCUAACAGGCUACACAGCCUUUCCCCUCCAGUUUGCAAAUGGCUUUGCAUUGCUGGUUCAGCUAGCUGGGACCGGACGAGGCUGCAUAAAUGAUCGCAUAUUCACAUUCUGCCGUCGUGGUUCCUCCCUUGCCGCCCCAAGCCCUCUCGCUCCGCCGCAGCGUCGUGCUCGCGUUUGAACGCAUCUGAAGGAAAGCGGAACGUAUUCGACGGAGGCUGGAAGAUGGGCAACACCACCUCUUGCUGUGUGUCGUCAAGCCCCAAACUCCGGAGAAAUGCCCACUCGCGGCUCGAGUCGUACCGCCCUGAACCGGAGCUGAGCCGCGAGGAUACGGGCUGCAAUCUGCAACAUAUCAGCGACAGGGAGAACAUGGACGAUCUGAAUAUGGAAUGCAACCCCUCUGACCAUCCCAGAGCGAGCACCAUCUUCCUCAGCAAGUGCCAGACGGACGUUCGAGAUAAGCGGAAGAGCCUCUUCAUGAAUCAUUUAACACACAUUUUGGAGACUAAGCAUCCCCGGGGACGAGCGGAGAGGAAGUACAGCUCCUGCUCCACUAUUUUCUUAGAUGACAACACGGUCAGCCAGCCCAACCUCAAAUACGCCAUCAAAUGUGUAGCUCUGGCAAUAUAUUACCACAUAAAGAACAGAGACACAGAUGGAAGAACGCUGUUGGACAUUUUUGACGAGAAACUCCACCCGCUAACGAAGUCUGAGGUGCCGCCGGACUACGACAAGCACGACCCGGAGCAGAAGCAGAUUUACCGCUUCGUCAGAACCCUCUUCAGCGCGGCUCAGCUGACCGCCGAGUGCGCCAUCGUUGCCCUGGUGUACCUGGAAAGGCUGCUGACGUACGCGGAGCUGGACAUCUGUCCGUCAAACUGGAAGCGCAUCGUCCUGGGGGCCAUCCUGCUGGCCUCCAAGGUGUGGGACGACCAGGCCGUGUGGAACGUGGACUACUGCCAGAUCCUCAAGGACAUCACGGUGGAGGACAUGAACGAACUGGAGAGGCAGUUCCUGGAGCUGCUGCAGUUCAACAUUAACGUCCCGUCGAGCGUUUACGCCAAGUACUACUUUGACCUGCGCUCGAUGUCCGAGACCAACAACCUGAGCACCCCAGCCGAGCCCCUCAGCCGCGACAGGGCGCAGAAGCUGGAGGCCAUCUCCAGGCUGUGCGAUGACAGGCUGAAGGACGUGAGGAAAGCGGUGAAGAAGCGCUGGCUGAGCGCGGAGAGCGUGGCGGUGCCACGGUGGGUCCCGGCCAUCGUAUCCUAACAGGCCCCGCCCACCCCGCACGCCGCAGCACGAGCCAGGCCACCUGGACCGCACCUGGAGCUCACCUGGAGCUCACCUGGAGCCACCUGGAGGAGACUGAGGACCUUCUGAGCCCGAAGAGGAGCUCGGACCUGAGCCUCACAGAGGCAGCCUCUGAUUGGACCACGGAUUCUGUUGCUAUAGCAGCAGGAGGGGAGGGGGAGGGGGAGGGGCCAGCCUCUGCGAGGGAAGCCUCUUUUUUCCCCUCACCCCUGGAGGAAUAGCGCCCCCUGCAGUUCAUGCGGUGGCGAGCGCAUUUCGCUGAGUUGGGGGCUGUGCAGUAAGAGAAGAUGGGAGGUGCUGUUUUAUAACUGUGUAGGCUACUGGUCACCUGACGUCUGAAGACUGGCACUAAUGAGGACAGAACUGAAAUGGUUGUUUUUUUGUUGUUUGGUCCUGUGAUUGUAAUGGGUUUCUUUACUGGACUGAACAUUCCCUCUGCAGCACAAGCUGUAUGUGUGGAGACAGCGCACAGCCUAACAAGUCACCUGACCCAAACUGAGCCCCCCCCCCCCCCCCUCCCCCCACUGUCGAUAACUUUAUUUUUUUAAUGAAUCGUUGCUUUUCUUCCAUGUAUCUAGGACCAAUGAUUACCAUGCCAUGACCAUACCAGAUUUAUUUUAAUGUUAAUUUUCUAUUGAAAAGCAGCAUAUCCUGAAGCUGGAUUCAAAAUGGUGUAUGUUCAUGUAUGGGAGCCACAGAACUCUGGCUGGCACAAAAAAAAAAGAAAAAGAAAAAAUUCUGAAUAUAUUUGUUUGUCCCCGGAUCCUAACCAAAAUUCCCUUUCAGUUUUAUUUGUUCCUCCCCACUGUGCUGUUUACAAAUGUUUUAUCAAAGAGUGGAGUUGUGAGGAAGUUGAGUGAAGAGAUUAGCGCGGACUCUUCUAAAGUUGUUAUGGCAACAACCAUCAGGAAACAGAUGGUUAGUGUGAAAUGGAGUUCCCGCUUCUGGAGCGUCCCCUUACCUCCCGUGAUGCAGUGCAGCUGGCGGCCGGUUAGCCAGUGCUGCCCAGAACCCGCAGUGGAGGAGAGACGGGAGGGAAAAGUCACAAAAGGCGGACGUGUGAAGACUGUGGUCCUUCACCACACAAAGUCCCCAGAAAUCAGGUCUCUGUCAGAGUUCACUGACACACACUCCUCUGGCCCAGGCCCAUUAGCCAAAACCUGGGUGCCCUGUCAGAGGGAAGGAUUCAGCCUUGGUCUGGCCUGGAGAGAGCCCAAACUGCCUCCUUGUAACGCUUACUCAGUUUACAGAGAUGGGGAGGGGGAUCUGGAUCUUCAGCACAACUCUCACUCUGCUGGAGAUCCAGUGGAUCUUCAGCACAACUCUCACUCAUCUGGAGAUCCACUGGAUCUUCAGCACAACUCUCACUCUUC